AUGCAAGGGGCUGACCAUGGUGCACACAUUGCUGCUGCUGUCGGUGGUGCUGUUGCAUGCCAUGUUGCUGCUCCUCAUGCUGUCGGUGGUGCUGUUGCAUGCCAUGUUGCUGCUCCUCAUGCUGUCGGUGGUGCUGUUGCAUGCCAUGUUGCUGCUCCUCAUGCUGUCGGUGGUGCUGUUGCAUGCCAUGUUGCUGCUCCUCAUGCUGUCGGUGGUGCUGUUGCAUGCCAUGUUGCUGCUCCUCAUGCUGUCGGUGGUGCUGUUGCAUGCCAUGUUGCUGCUCCUCAUGCUGUCGGUGGUGCUGUUGCAUGCCAUGUUGCUGCUCCUCAUGCUGUCGGUGGUGCUGUUGCAUGCCAUGUUGCUGCUCCUCAUGCUGUCGGUGGUGCUGUUGCAUGCCAUGUUGCUGCUCCUCAUGCUGUCGGUGGUGCUGUUGCAUGCCAUGUUGCUGCUCCUCAUGCUGUCGGUGGUGCUGUUGCAUGCCAUGUUGCUGCUCCUCAUGCUGUCGGUGGUGCUGUUGCAUGCCAUGUUGCUGCUCCUCAUGCUGUCGGUGGUGCUGUUGCAUGCCAUGUUGCUGCUCCUCAUGCUGUCGGUGGUGCUGUUGCAUGCCAUGUUGCUGCUCCUCAUGCUGUCGGUGGUGCUGUUGCAUGCCAUGUUGCUGCUCCUCAUGCUGUCGGUGGUGCUGUUGCAUGCCAUGUUGCUGCUCCUCAUGCUGUCGGUGGUGCUGUUGCAUGCCAUGUUGCUGCUCCUCAUGCUGUCGGUGGUGCUGUUGCAUGCCAUGUUGCUGCUCCUCAUGCUGUCGGUGGUGCUGUUGCAUGCCAUGUUGCUGCUCCUCAUGCUGUCGGUGGUGCUGUUGCAUGCCAUGUUGCUGCUCCUCAUGCUGUCGGUGGUGCUGUUGCAUGCCAUGUUGCUGCUCCUCAUGCUGUCGGUGGUGCUGUUGCAUGCCAUGUUGCUGCUCCUCAUGCUGUCGGUGGUGCUGUUGCAUGCCAUGUUGCUGCUCCUCAUGCUGUCGGUGGUGCUGUUGCAUGCCAUGUUGCUGCUCCUCAUGCUGUGAGUCAAACGAUGGGCGGGUGGGACGAAAGAGGUGUGAUGACGGAAAAAAUAGUAGGUGGAGGAAUGAUGAAGAGGGCAAUGUGA
This is a messenger RNA of Closterium sp. Naga37s-1, 1134 nucleotides long. The record is from the annotation of a GenBank genome assembly. Lineage: Eukaryota; Viridiplantae; Streptophyta; Zygnematophyceae; Desmidiales; Closteriaceae.